Molecule: messenger RNA, 3376 nt
Organism: Somion occarium
Lineage: Eukaryota; Fungi; Basidiomycota; Agaricomycetes; Polyporales; Cerrenaceae
Source: the annotation of a GenBank genome assembly
ACCAAAUACGAGCACCAUUAAUUGGUUGAAUAGUCCUUUUCUUACCUGCUGUCGUCCUUCGCUGGGGAUUCAUAGACAUGCCGGUUGCUGUGUCUACCUCGCCUGCACUGGAGGACUUGUCCUCUCAGUUUCCUCUGACUUUCCCUGUUCCGACACCAACAACUCAUCCUGACCUAGUCUCUACCAAGGAUCUACACCGCGAAGAGGAUCUGUUGCGAAACCCUGACUCAUUUCGUCUAUGGUGGACUACUAUUCAGAAUACGAAAGAGGUCUCUGCUGCUCUCCAAAAGCUUGAAGGUCCUUCGGAUCUGUCUCCAGAUGCCGCUGCAUUGCUUGGACCUCUCUCAUCUACGGAAGCUCGUAGAGCUUUGCAGAGAUUGACCUAUCUAUACGAAGCUGCUCUCGUUCAAUUUCCUACUUCCUUCAAACUAUGGAAGUCAUACCUGCAGACGCGAAUGUCUUUCGUUCUGGGUAGAUUGGUACCGAAGAAAAGAGCCGGUGGAAGGAAGAAGUUCCCGGAGAUGAGGGAUGCUCUUGAGGAGGAGAAAGAAGAUUUGGAACAGUGGGAAGGUGGUUUGGAUGGCGUCGUAGGCUGGGAGGAGUGGAAAUCACUUGUCGCAACUUUCGAACGUGCACUUAUGUGGCUUCCAAGGCUGCCGCGUCUAUGGUUGCUAUAUCUAUCGAUAUUCAACCACCCCUUCUGCCCACCUAUCAUCUCACAUACCCAUGCACGCCGAACCUACGAUCGUGCGCUUCGUACCCUCCCUCCCUCUCUUCACCACCGUAUCUGGGUUCGCUACCUUCUGUGGGCUGAAAGCAGAGGUGGCGUUACCACUGUCGCUGUAUACCGUCGUUACCUCACAGUGGAUCCCAGUAUCACAGAGCGAUACACUACUCUGUUGCUUUCCCCAGAAAAUCCAUCACCACGCCCUCUUGAAGCAGCCAAGCUCCUACUUUCACUCGCACGCAAGGCAGCCCAGGGUAAAUACACAAGUCCUGAAGGCAAGAGUCCAUACCAGCUACUCUGUGACUGGUUGGAGGUUGUCGAGCAACAUGCGGACGAAGUUGGAAUGGAUGUGGAUGACACAGUGGUUUCGAAUGCAGCUAUCGCUAAAGCUGACGGCGAGGCACAGACAGCUGCCUCCAAACCUCAGGCGGAAAUCGAGUCUGCCUCAACUAAAGGCAGAUUGAUCAGGUUUGCUGGACCUCCAGUUGCUUUAGGUCUUGAUGGCAAAGAGCUCCCGCUGUACGACGAGGAUGAAGACCCGCUCAGUCCGAGGAAACUCAAUAUUGAGAACAUAAUCUUGAAGGACGGUCUUGAGGUCUACAAGGAUCAAGCUGGCCGACUUUGGACAGGAUUGGCGACCUACUGGAUCAAACGCGGCGAAUUCGAUCGUGCUAAAGACACAUUCGAGAAGGGGUUGGCUUCCGUGUUGACCAUCAGGGACUUCACGCAGAUAUUCGAUGCUUAUGCUGAGUUCUCGGAGAGUCUGAUCAGUGCCAUGAUGGAAAGCCUGGCGAACCCUGAUGAAGACGAAGAUGAGGAGGACGUGAAGGAGACCGAGCAGGAGCUGGAUGCAAGGAUGAAGGAGUUCGAGGAGUUGAUGGAUCGAAGACCGUUCCUUGUGAAUGACGUUUUGCUCCGUCGGAACCCUAAUGACGUUCAAGAGUGGGAGAAGCGUGUGGCAUUGUGGGGAGAGAACGAUGAAAAAGUUGCAGAGACAUAUACUGAGGCGCUUUCGACAGUCAACCCUCGAAGAGCGACAGCGAACUUCCACAGACUAUACAUCAACUUCGCCAAGUUCUACGAAGAGGGCGGUACGGCUGGCGAAGCGGAGCCCGAUCUUGAUAGCGCACGUAAGAUACUUGAGAAGGGCACAAAAGUGAACUUCAAGAAUGUGGAUGACCUUGCUGAAGUUUGGUGUGAGUGGGCAGAGAUGGAAAUUCGACACGACGGUUAUGACGAGGCUAUUCGUGUGAUGCAACGGGCAGCGUUCGUUCCGAAGAACCCCAAGGUCAACUACCAUGAUCAUACACUAUCUGCUCAGACACGACUUUUCAAGUCCCUCAAACUCUGGUCGUUCUACGUUGACCUGGAAGAGUCUCUGGGCACUGUAGAAUCGACCAAGACAGUCUACGACAAGAUUUUGGAGCUUCGUAUAGCCAACGCUCAGAUUAUUGUGAACUAUGCUUCAUUCUUGGAGGAGAACAAGUAUUACGAAGAAAGUUUCAAGGUGUACGAACGUGGUGUUGAGCUUUUCACGUUCCCCGUAUCGUUCGAGCUCUGGAACAUAUACCUUGCAAAGUUCAUCAAGCGAUAUGGUGGUACCAAGGUAGAACGUACACGAGACUUAUUCGAGCAAGCAUUGGACAAAUGCCCGGAGAAGUCGUGCAAGCCCAUAUUCCUCAUGUACGCAACGUACGAGGAAGAGUAUGGUCUUGCCAAGCGUGCAAUGGCCAUCUACGAUCGUGCCACACAGGUGGUCGCAGAUGAAGACAAGUUCGCGCUCUUCACCGUCUAUAUCGCGAAAGCCACCGAAAACUAUGGUCUUCCCGCGACCCGGCCCAUAUAUGAACGUGCACUUGAGAUCCUUCCCGAUAGACAAACCGCCGAGAUGUGCCUGCGCUUCGCCUCCAUGGAACGCAAACUGGGCGAAAUCGACCGUGCACGGGCAAUUUACGCACACGCAUCCCAAUUCUGCGAUCCUCGUGUCAACCCCAACUUCUGGCAAGAAUGGCACAACUUCGAGAUCGAGACUGGAUCCGAAGACACCUUCAGAGAAAUGCUUCGUAUCAAGCGAAGUGUGCAAGCACAGUUCAAUACCGAAGCGUCAUACCUUGCUGCACAGAUGGCUUCCAAGGAAGGUUCGAUGGAGGCUGAGGAAGAGGCACCUGCAGAUGCCAUGGCGGCAGCUGAGAGACAAGCUGCAGGUGGGGCGAAGGGUCCGGCAUUCGUCGCUGCGAAGCAGAGUGUGAAUGUCCGACUGGAGGAAGCACCAACCGUUGCUGUUGCAGCGCAAAAGAAUGAGGACGAGAUCCAGAUCUCGGACGAGGAGGAUCUAUGAUUGUAAUAUUUGUUGCUGCUUUUUUUGUACCAUGUCAUUAUUGCCGUUUCAUUUGCUACUCCCAUCGAUCGAUUUCUGCUUCGCAGAGGUCUUCCCAUUGCGCUUCCCAUCCGUCUUCCUGAAGGAAUGGUUGAGUGACCCAUUUGUUGAUUGCUUCACGGGAGGCUUCAAAUUUGACUGAGUGACUGCGAAGUAGAUCGACCAGUUCAAUGUGCAUUUGAAGUGAACGGUGGUAGGGGAUAAGGAUAUCAGGAAGCGUUGAGGCUGGAAACAAUGUUAGUAUCACAUACUGAGAGAGCAUACAAUGAGAC